Messenger RNA from Populus nigra (black poplar), 1498 nucleotides. Its product is annotated as BURP domain protein RD22. The record is from RefSeq and is a predicted model, not a curated record. The transcript has 3 exons. Lineage: Eukaryota; Viridiplantae; Streptophyta; Magnoliopsida; Malpighiales; Salicaceae. The coding region runs from base 122 to 1324 and encodes 400 amino acids.
UCCCUUUAUAAAUUUUGCAAGCCACUUGCUAUCUCCUACAUUAUCAGCUUAGGUUUACGUUCUUCUCUCUCAUUAUAAUACCUAGCUACCUAGCUUUUUGUUGCAUGUGCAGAGGCUAAAAAUGGAGUUCCAUGUCCCACGCAUUCUUGCUUUCCUCGCUUUUGCACUUGUGGUAAGCCAUGCGGCCUUGCCACCUGAACUUUACUGGAAAAAUGUGCUGCCCAACACUCCUAUGCCAAAAUCUGUCAGAGAUCUUCUACACCCAGACUUGGUGGAGGACAAGAGCACUUCUGUUGCUGUAGGGAAGGGUGGUGUAAAUGUUGAUGCAGGAAAAGGAAAGCCUGGAGGAACUGCUGUCAAUGUAGGAAAGGGUGGAGUGAAUGUAAACUCUGGGAAAGGAAAGCCUGGAGGAACUGCUGUAAAUGUUGGAAAGGGUGGAGUGAAUGUAAACUCAGGGAAAGGAAAGCCAGGCGGCGGGACCCAUGUCAGCGUGGGAGGCAAAGGUGUUGGUGUUAACACCGGAAAGCCUGGGAAAGGAACCCAAGUUGGUGUUGGCAAAGGCGGAGUGUCGGUGGGCACAGGACACAAGGGCAAGCCCGUAAUUGUUGGGGUACACCCCGGGCCAAGCCCAUUCCUAUACAAGUAUGCGGCCACCGAGACUCAACUACACCAUGACCCUACUGUAGCCCUUUUUUUCUUGGAGAAAGACAUGCAUCCAGGAAAAAUGAUGAACUUGCAGUUCACUGAAAACACUAACACAGCAACUUUCUUACCUCGCCAGGUUGCUGAUUCAAUACCCUUUUCAUCUAACAAUUUGCCAGAAAUCUACAGUGAGUUUUCAGUCAAACCUGGAUCAACAGAAGCUGAGGUAAUGAAGGAAACAAUCAAGGAAUGUGAAAACCCUGGAAUUGAAGGAGAGGAAAAAGAAUGCGCAACUUCACUGGAGUCAAUGAUCGACUUCAGCACUUCCAAACUAGGAAAGAAUGUUCAGGCAAUCUCCACAGAAGUGGAAAGCACCCAGAUGCAAAAGUAUACAAUUAAGACCGGAGUAAAGAAGAUGGCAGGAGACAAAUCUGUAGUGUGCCACAAGCAGAACUAUGCAUACGCCGUCUUUUACUGCCAUGCAACACAAACCACGAGGGUUUACGCGGUUCCAUUGGAGGGUGCUGAUGGAACAAAUGCUAAAGCUGUAGCAGUGUGCCACACGGAUACAUCUGCAUGGAACCCAAAGCAUUUGGCUUUCCAGGUGCUCAAUGUUAAGCCAGGAACCGUACCAGUCUGCCAUUUCCUUCCUCAGGAUCAUGUUGUGUGGUUUCCCAACUAGGAGUCUGGAUCCCAGUCAUUUCGUCUCUCUUCAGUCCACGGUAGCUGAAAUUGGAAUGUUGUAUACUUAUAUAUCUAUUCGGUUUUCACAAUAAUACAUCUAAAACCCACUACAAUAGGUUAUGUAUAAUAUAAAGCUUGCUGUAGAUUCAGUGAGUCACGGUGUUUAUUAUUA